AUGAAAACUGUCGUAAAACCAAUCACUUAUGAAGGAAAAAGUAAGCUUACUGAACCCAUUCACAACAGAACCGAUAAAUACUAUCCUAACUCGCCUAGGGACUCGCCAGAAGCGAGACUAUUCCAAUUAAACGCAAACACACAUGUUAGACGAAAAGUGGAUCCGUUGUUUACUAAAAAAAAGCCACUUCACACCGCCAUUUCGAUUAAUUUAUCGCCUUCCCCGUGUGAAUCCGAGCACCGGAAUAGUCAUCCCCUUCAUACAUUUGAAGCCCUCCAUGUGGUACCCUCCGCUCAAGGGGAUGGCGGGGGUGUUGGCGUCCUUCGGACUCCCUCAAGGCCACGUAACGGGAACCCUGAGUCUAUCCUACAGAGAAAACACACGGAGAAACCCUCUCAAAAGUACGUGGAGAAAACCCCGGAUCGGCAUCACACGGCGCCCAAUCGGCCUCAUCCCUCGGUGCAUGAAUACCGCAAGGCGAUUUUAAAACUCCCCCACACGCGAACGGCGGAGUUGAAACCACCACCGCCCUCCUUGCACGUCCAAAAGGAGGCGAUUCAUACGAUCUAUCCGACGCCUUUCACGCCGGAAAAAAAGGACGAUCGGCCCCACCACUUCCGCCGUGGAACGCCCUCAACGAGGCAAAAUAACGUGGAGGAGGUGCUUCGUGCGCAUCCAGGCGAAGAAGGGGCCAUGAAGAGGAGGUCCCCCGGCGAUGUAGCGGCUCUUGAGGAGCGAUCCCCUCCCCUCCCUCCCUCCGCCGCUGCGAAACCGACGGAAAAGAUCCACGUUGAGUUUCCUUCUCAGCGAUCCGUUACCACUCAGUCGAUUGGAAGCCUUCCCUUGGGGGUGGCGAGGCUUCAGCAGCGAGCGCCGCGCUCUGUGAUCCUCUGUGUUGAUCCCCACAUCAAGAAGACGCCCCAGAGGCCAAUCCCUCCACAAGAGAAGAAACCAAACGAAAAUGACCACACUAACGAAGAAAGGGUGGAAGAAAACAAUACCACGGGUGCCAAGCAAAAAGGCACGUCUUCUCGGAGCGAAUCCCCUUCUUCGGAAGGGAUACUGGGAGGUUUGAAGCAGCGGAAGGCUGUGAAAGGCGUUAUAAAUAAGGAAGAGAGAUUGAAUGAACUCUUAACGUCUUGGACGCGGGAGAAAGUGCGCCAUUCGUGGAUGCGGGAGUCCUUUCAGGAGAUUUGUGGGAUGCCGCUUUCUCCUGAAAAGGACUUUCAAAGAGAGGGAGGCGGAGGCCUCAUAACGAGUGGGAGGGAGUCACCUACGGCCCCCCACUCUCUUCCCCUGCCGCCACCCCGGGAAACCCCUCAUUCGCCGCGAUCCCCUGCUGUGUGGUUAGCGAAUGGUGGUUUGGUUGGGGAAUCGUGUGAAUUCCUCCCCCCUGCCGUCAUCGGGGAGAAUCUUGUGGGUUUUAUAUUUCGGGCCUCCUGCUCUGGCGCCGUGGGAAUGAAGGAAACCCUGAACAGGGCAGAAAUAGAGCUAAAGUCGGGCUUUCUUAAUGUUUACUUCGAAACCUGCUUACAAUGCCACAUGGAAUUGCUUCAGCGUGCAUGGUUGAACGUAUCUUAUAUCCAAAUGGUAGCCUUUAGGGCAAUCGAGUACCUUGAAGAACACAGUCGCUACCUGAUCGGCAGUGCUUAUGAGCUCUUUCUGCUCGACGCUAGGAGUCUGUUUUUGCGAUCGAAGCCUCGACGGCGUCCUCAAAGCGACGCUAUACCUCGUCUUUCGGCAACUUUCCAGAUCAACGCAAAGCCUAAAACCAAUACGACGUUUCAACGCAUCGCCAAGUGGUUCUCGAGUCGACCUAAACAAAGGGCGCACUCAACGAAUGCACCGAAAGCUUCCUUUCCUUCUGUUACAGCAAAGCGUCUGACCUCUACCGAGGUUGUCUUUACGAGGCGGAGGGCCUCAUCUGCCUCAAAGACGAAUUCUGAACAGAUCCGAUGUUCUUUUUCUAAAGGUAAAGACAGAUUUCCGAAACCUAUCUUCAACUCGGUUAAUGAGUUCACUGAAAUCGUACCACCGCCCAUUUCAAAGGUGUUGACAAUAGAAAAAUGUUUAGUUAAGGUUUCAAGUAUUAGUAACCUCCCAGGUGUCCAAAUUGCUAAUCCUCACAAGGGUAAGUUUGAAGUUGAAGAGUUCGUGCCCAUAAACUGA
Messenger RNA from Phytomonas sp. EM1, 2169 nucleotides. The record is from the annotation of a GenBank genome assembly. Lineage: Eukaryota; Euglenozoa; Kinetoplastea; Trypanosomatida; Trypanosomatidae.